AUGAAAAUGGCGCCCAAGCGAAUAAGCGUGCGCACGCGCCAAACGAAACUCGGCUUCUCCCCCGCCUCAAAAUCCCGGCCUGCGAACCCAACGCCUACCAACGCCAUGCGGUCCAAGGAGAGCAGACAGCCCAAGCUCGACGUCAACCGCAUCGCACCGAAAGGCGCGCCAAAGCGGGCGCGCACCCUCGACUCCGACUCCAGCGAGGACGAGCUGCAAGUCCAGGAAAAAACGAACCUGCACGUCGGCGUGCCGGUCCGGGCGAAGAGCAAUGGCACGUUUGGCAGCUCGGAUGUGGAUAGUGCCGAGGAGAGCAGUUCGGAGGCGCAGAGCGAGGCGGAGAAGCCGGCACAGGCCAAGGCGACGAGAAGCAAUCGCAAGCGCCAGCGCGCGGAGAGCAGCGGUGACGAAGACACGGUCACGGUCGUGCAGAGGAAGCGCGCGCGCCAGGCUGAGUCGGGGGACGAGGAUGAGCUGCGCGUCCCCAGCAAGCGGAGGAGGGGAGAGCGGCGAGCUGCGACGCCGCUGGAGAGCGAGGAGGACGUGGCCACGCCUCCGCGGAGCACGCGACGUAGACUUGCUAGGCGGCCUGCGACGCCGGAGGGAGAGCAAACACCACCGCCGAGUACGAGGCGGAGGGCGAGGAGGCAGCGGGCGUCUUCAGAUGAGGAAGAGGAGGGCGAAGAGCAGGACGAAGACAGCGGUGGUGAGCACGAAGAGCUGCAGGAGGAGUUGGCUUUCUUGAGAUCGUCACCACCGCCGGACAGGGGCAGGCUGCGAAGCACCCAGGGCAAGCCCAAGAACAAGCGGCAGGAGGCGCUGGAAGCUCUCAAGAGACGACGGGCCGGCAGCACGCAGGAGCCCUCGUCCACGCCCGCCCGCAAGACACGCACGGUCAUCGACUCCGACUCCGACUCUGAGCUCGAGGUCAUCAAGGAGGAGCCGGACAGCGAUGAGGUGGGCGACCCUGAGAGUGAGGCUGAGGACGAUGAAGAAGAAGACGACCGAGACGCGAACGCGCUGGACAUGUUCCAGGAAGACGAGGACGACACGGGCUUCAUCGACGACGAUCCGGACGCCAUCAUCGGCGAGCCAGACGACGGCCAGCCGCAGCUCCCCAUGCAGUUCAGCAGCAUGUCGCGCGCCAAGCCCAAGGAGCUGUUCAAAUACGCCGUCGAGUGGAUGGUCAUGAAGAAGAUCCACCCAGCCUUCAACCCGCACGACGAAAUCUACGAACUCACCUUCCGCAAGCUCGGCGACGAAGUAAAAGGCCUCGCAUCCUCCAAGUUCACGUCCUCGGCCUGGACCCCCGACUUCACCAGAGCCAUCAACGCGCGGCCUUUUCUUGCCGUCAGCGAAAUCGCCGGCGCCCGUCGCGAAUUCCUCGCCGACCACUGCGAAGCAUGCAACCGCAGAAACCACCCUGCCUCGUUUGAGCUCGCGCUCACAGGGCAGCCCUACAACCCCGACACGCUGGAGCCGCUGGAGCCCGACUCCUCCGACUCCGGCUCCGACUCCGACUCCGACUCCGACUCCUCUUCACUAAGCGCCUCCACCUCCCCCCAUCCCAUCAGCACGUCCCGCACCCACGACGCACGAGGCGACCGCAUCCCCCCGGAGAGCAAAACCUUCACACUCGGCAGCACCUGCAGCGCCAACGCGCAAGUCGCACACACGCUGCACCACUGGCGCUUCCACCUCAACGACUGGGUGCGCGACUACCUGUCCACCAACGGCUACCUCGCGCCCGAGAAGCUGAUCAAACGCGAUCGCAAGAGCGACGCCAAGCGCGCGGCCGAGGCGAGGCGCAUUGUGGAUAAAAUGGAGCGCAAGGGCGAGAUUGCGAAGCUGCAUCGCCAGUACAAGGACCAGGUCAAGUUUGCCGUCGAGGCGGUCAACGACUUCGAGAGAGGGUGGGGGAGGCGGUGA
Ascochyta rabiei is the source of this 1929-nucleotide messenger RNA. RefSeq lists its product as uncharacterized. Gene Ontology annotation, cellular component: nucleus. The coding region runs from base 1 to 1929 and encodes 642 amino acids. The transcript has a single exon. The record is from RefSeq and is a predicted model, not a curated record. NCBI's taxonomy places the organism in Eukaryota, Fungi, Ascomycota, Dothideomycetes, Pleosporales, Didymellaceae.